Messenger RNA from Adineta ricciae, 1665 nucleotides. NCBI's taxonomy places the organism in Eukaryota, Metazoa, Rotifera, Eurotatoria, Adinetida, Adinetidae. The record is from the annotation of a GenBank genome assembly.
AUGUAUUUAUUACUAUUCUCAAUAUUCACUGUUAAUUUAUUAGCAUAUCAAUUCCCUUUAGGGAAACAAGGUCUGUCUGAUCCAUUUAACAAUUUAGAUGCAAUUACAUUUAAUGCAAGAUAUCGCAUUUUUGCUCGAUUACAAAGUGGUUUAAAAAAUUACAAUGUAUUUUGGUCAGAUUUCGAAUCAUCAGGUAUUCCAUCAUCAACUGUGCCAUAUAUAUCAUGUCCGAAUAAUUAUAUACAAGUUCCUUCGAAUCGAAGACAAUGUAUCUUAGAUGGAUAUCAUCGUUUUCGUUGCAUUAAUAAUACAACUAUUAGUCAAUUCGAUAAUCUUUUUCAACGUGAUCAAGCAGCUAAUAUUCAAUCAAUGGGAGUUAUUUGGUCAUCACCAGCCAUCUAUAGAAAUGUUGGUUGCCAUGGAUUUCAUAGUGGUUCUUCUAUGGAAACUCGAGGCUGUGUACCAAACAAUGCAUCAUUAGAUGAUUUUGAAGAUUAUAUCAAUUUUUUAGCUCAACGUUACAAUGGAUUGAAUGGAUAUGGCCAUUUAUUAAAUUUUAUUAUCUGGAAUGAAGUAGCAAGUGGUGGUUGGUAUGAUAUGUCGCCAUUAAUAGAAACAGCACAUCCAGUUACUGAUCCUAAUCAAAUUUAUCUAUGGACAUCAUAUUAUGCUGAAAUGCUUCGUCGUGCACAAAAAGCCUUGAAUCGUCAUAAUCCUAAUGCUUUAAUAUAUGUAAGUUUAGAUCAAAUGUUUAGAUCCGAUCAAUCUCAUUGGAAUUAUCCUGCUAAUAUUGGAGCAAAGACAAUGCUCGACGGUCUUUGGACUGAACUUGGUUUAUCUGUUAAUUGGUCUAUUGCUAUUCAUCCGUAUCAAGAUCCAGAUCGAUUUAUUGAUGUUGAUACAUUAAAUUUCUUUAAUUUAUUUACUUUAUCAAAUUAUCAAGCUUUACAAUUGAUUAGUCGUGGUAUUCAAGAUUACGAGAAACGAUCACAAUAUUGGAUGGCUGCUACUGAACAAGGUUGGCCAUUACCACCUACUGUGGGAAAAGAACGUCAUGCACAAAUUAUCUGUGCAGCUCACAAUAUUGUCAAAACUAUGCCGAAUAUGAUUGGAACUACGCAUGAUAGUUUUCAACAAGUAUCACUAGAUGAUCCUUAUGGAUUAGUUCCUUAUGAAGCUGGUCUCAAUCUUGUCAAUGCUUCUAUGUAUCAAACAUAUAAAGCAUUUGUUUCAACAAGUCCAUCCUAUUGGGGAAUUCGACAUGAUCAUUAUUGUUGUCAAACUUGGCAGAUGGGUUGCAAUGGUACAGAUUUAUUAUCUUUAUCAAUAAUUGAUGGUGUUAUUGAUGGUUUUAUUACGAAUUCGACUACGCUAUCAGGAUGGGCAUGUCUUCAUGGAAGUCCAAAUGCUAUAUCCAUAUUUUUAUCAACGAGUUCAAUAACACAUCAACAAAUUCUUGGUCAAUUUUUAGCUGCAGAUCCUUGUGAAUCACCAGUAACAACACGAUGUCAAUCAUUUGGUAUGAAUUAUCGAUAUUCAAUUGAUAUGCGUCCUUUUCAAGCAACACAAGGAGAAAAAUUAAUUUAUAUGUAUGGGCGUUCACCAUUAGAUGGUUCAUUUACAAUGCUCGAACAUUCUGGCACAUUUAUAAUACCCAAACCUUAA